CUAGACAGACUCAUAACGACUAUGGCGACACGUUUGUUUGAUAUUACAUUGGCAAACAUUUUGGUUCUGAUUCUUCUCAUUGCUCAGGUGCAUUUGGUUCAUUCUCAGGAUGUCCAAUGGCCCAUUCACACCGUGUGCAACUCAGAAAGACUUACAAUAACCUACAGGAGCUGUGACCCUUUACAGGAUGUGGGCUUCACAUUGCUCCCUUGCCCUAACAAAUUAACAGAUCCAAUAAAAAUCAGAUUGGCUUUAAUUCUAAGGCAGUCUGUCCAUGAAUUAUAUUCAUCAGCUGUGCUUUUGCUAAAUGGCUAUGAAAUGUUGACGUGGAACGAACCCCUCUGUCUUCCUCAUUUCCAACGUUUCACAUUUUGUGGAAGCAGAAGAGGAGAAAUUAUGACGCUUGAUUCAUCAUUUCAGUUAAAAACAGACAUUCCUCUAAAGGGUUAUUUUACUUUACUGCUGAAUGCAAUAAAUCAAGAUGGCUUCCAGAUUGCAUGUGUGAAUGCAACUCUCAGCUUCAAGUGAGACCAGAGGGCCUGUUCUUAAGUGCAAAUGUUCCUUUAUUAUUGGUAAUCAUUAUAGUAGCCUAAUAAAAGUAAUAAAACUUUUGCAGACAUUGAUCAUUUUGUUGGCUGUUAUUAAACCAUUUUAGGUCAAUAUAAGGAUAAUUUAUGAACUUUACAUAAUUCUUUACGGCAGCUUUAUGAGUCUACUCUCUAAAAAUGAACAAAUGAACCUGCAAUGAACAAAUGCCUCCAUGAUUUUUUCAUGCCAAUCAUAAAGUUUUAGUAAAAAUUAUCAAAUGAUUCCAGACUAGAUAAAAUCAACAUUUUUUUUCAUUGUAAUGAAUAGAUAAAUAAUGACUAAAUAAAUAAA
Triplophysa rosa is the source of this 879-nucleotide messenger RNA. RefSeq names its product lymphocyte antigen 86 (gene ly86). Gene Ontology annotation, biological process: positive regulation of lipopolysaccharide-mediated signaling pathway; innate immune response. NCBI's taxonomy places the organism in Eukaryota, Metazoa, Chordata, Actinopteri, Cypriniformes, Nemacheilidae. The record is from RefSeq and is a predicted model, not a curated record. The transcript has 5 exons. The coding region runs from base 22 to 528 and encodes 168 amino acids.